CUGUGUUUAUUUCCCAACAUUGUUGGAUUCUGUCUAUUUUUUUAUUUUGAUUUCUCUUUCUUCGUGUCUGCAUAUCCCCACAUUUCACUCCAGUCCUGUUUUAUUUCAUCAUCCGGUAAAUUGAAAUUUAAUAUCUUAUGAAAGCAUAAGUAAUAGGAGUACUAUAACUAACAAGUCACUCGCUUUCUUUCUAAACUUUCUCGAUCAAGAGAAAUUCAAUUCAAUGCAGAUUGAAGAACAAAGUCAUCUGUUUACUUUAGGCCGUUCACGGAAGUUUCGUUCAGAGUGCAGUAUGAACUGGUGGAAGAUUCCUACUACAAAUCUUUCAUGGCAGCCAUAACUGACAUGUCAUCUAGCUGGUUGGUCUACAAUCUGUCCUCAAAGAAGGUGGGAAACGUGGAGGUGGAGCUUCCGGAUACGGAUGUGAUUGAAGCUUUCUAUGUCGGCAACACUCAUACCACAAGCACUAGUUGGGUCUUCUACGUAUGCCUUCGUCAUAUGGUUAAUUAUACGACUAGUGGUGUUCGAUAUGCCAAGGUCGAAGUUGUGCAAGGCAAGGACGGGGAUUACAUUGCUACUGUGCAGAUGAAUGGUGUCCUGAGAGUGCGUCCCUUUUCAGAUAUGCAUAUGUUUGGUUUCAAAGCAAGGUCUAAGAGAGAUGCGGAGGAACAACCACUGGAGAAGAAAGGGAAAGAGAAGAUGAUGAGAAUUGAGUGAAAGCCUGCUGCUGGGAACUAUAUAUGUACAGACUUAUUUUCGUGUUGUUUAAAUCAGAGAAUGAAUAAUUAUGUGUCUCAAUGAUCAAGAGCAAACUCAAUUAUGAUAAGAAUAUGACUCUCUUUGAAUUUGAAAUUAACUAUUGAGUGAAAAAGAAAAUUUGAUUGCUAUGUCCUUAA
Messenger RNA from Salvia splendens (bonfire salvia), 896 nucleotides. RefSeq lists its product as uncharacterized. The coding region runs from base 328 to 717 and encodes 129 amino acids. The record is from RefSeq and is a predicted model, not a curated record. NCBI's taxonomy places the organism in Eukaryota, Viridiplantae, Streptophyta, Magnoliopsida, Lamiales, Lamiaceae. The transcript is spliced from 2 exons.